AUGUCGCGAGAAGAACAGCGAAACCAGGAGGCAACCGUCUACAUCGGCAACCUUGACGAACGAACCACAGACUCAAUCAUCUAUGAACUGAUGCUCCAGGCCGGUCCAGUCGUGAAUAUUCACCUCCCGAAGGACAGAAUUAGCCAAUCCCACCAAGGCUACGGCUUCGCCGAAUUCCAAACCGAAGCAGACGCAGACUACGCCGUAAAAAUCAUGAACCAAAUCCGACUCUAUGGAAAGCCGAUCCGCGUCAACAAAGCCUCUUCCGACGCCAAGAAAUCCGCUGCAGCCGAUAUCGGUGCAGAACUAUUCAUCGGAAACCUGGACGCACUCGUCGAUGAGAAGGUGUUGUACGACACUUUCUCAUCCUUCGGAACACUCAUCGCGACACCCAAAAUCGCACGAGACGAAGCCGGUGCGUCAAAGUGUUUCGGAUUCGUCUCUUAUGACAAUUUCGAAUCCGCCGACGCAGCAAUCGAAGGCAUGAACAACCAAUUCCUCAUGAACAAAUCAAUCACAGUAACCUACGCAUUCAAAAAGGACAACAAGAGUGAACGACACGGGACAGAGGCAGAACGGAUGUUGGCGACACAGGCGAGGAAAAAUAAUAUGCUACCUGCUCCAGCACAGAAUCCUGCGACGAUGUUUGCGGGUAUUGCUGCUCCACUCACGGUGGGUGGACCACAACCGCCUAUGCCGUCUGGGUUCCCGGGUGGGCCGCCAGGGUUCGCACCGAAUGCCGCAGCAGGAGGAACACCACUCAACCCAAUGGCACCAGGCUUUAUCCCUUCUGGCCCUCCUGCAGGAUUCCCAGCCGCACCUGUACCGCCACCAGGUUAUGGAGCUCCUCCUCCUGGGUUCGGUGCUCCUGGUGGGUAUCCUGGUAUGGCACCACCAGCACCACCAGCAGGCUUCGGAGCACCACCGAUGCCAGGAUACGGUGGGUACCCAGGCAUCCCAAUGCAGCAGGGGUUCCCGGGUGGGCCGCCGGGUUUUGGGGGGCAUCCUGGGUAUGGUCGUUGA
Molecule: messenger RNA, 1023 nt
Organism: Saitoella complicata NRRL Y-17804
Lineage: Eukaryota; Fungi; Ascomycota; Saitoellomycetes; Saitoellales; Saitoellaceae
Product: RNA-binding domain-containing protein
Exons: 2
Coding region: 1-1023 (340 amino acids)
Biological process (GO): positive regulation of mRNA splicing, via spliceosome
Cellular component (GO): nucleolus; U12-type spliceosomal complex
Molecular function (GO): RNA binding
Source: RefSeq, a predicted model, not a curated record